GUCUGUCUAUCCUGCCGUCCGUCCGGCCGGCCAGGGGAGCGGACCCGGGAUGUUUCGCCUUCGUUUCCUCCCUGCUGUGGCAGGGUUGGCCGUAGUCUCACGACGGUAUCACGGAGCAGCCAGGCCUACCCAGAGCAGGCGUCGAUUGAUGGCGGUGGCUUUCCUGGGAGCCUCCGCGGUCACGGCGAGUAGCGGUCUUCUGUGGAAGAGGGCCUAUGCAGAAUCUGCACCGUCAGUCAAACAGAACCUAAAGGCUGAACCUGGUGACAAAGACAAGAAUAAGGAUGAAGAGGAUUCAGAUGACAAUGAAGGAAAGGCUGGUGACUCUAGCUGUGUAGAAGCUCAGCCAGAAGGGAAGAAAAAGAAACAGCGAUGUGGAUUCAGGGACCGCAAGGUAAUGGAGUACGAGAACCGGAUUCGUGCUUAUUCUACUCCAGACAAAAUCUUCCGUUACUUUGCUACUCUGAAAGUAAUUAAUGAGCACGGUGAAUCAGAAGUGUUUAUGACCCCGCAAGAUUUUGUGAGAUCUAUAACUCCCAAUGAAAAGCAACCGGAACACUUGGGACUGGAUCAGUACAUAGUGAAGCGCUUCGAUGGAAAGGAUUUCUGGCAGACAGAGAAGAUAUCGCAGGAACGAGAGAAGUUUGCUGAUGAAGGCAGCAUAUUUUACACACUCGGAGAAUGUGGACUCAUCUCUUUUUCCGACUAUAUUUUCCUCACUACCGUCCUUUCCACUCCUCAGAGAAAUUUUGAAAUUGCCUUCAAGAUGUUUGACCUGAAUGGAGAUGGAGAAGUGGAUAUGGAGGAAUUCGAACAGGUUCAGAGCAUCAUUCGUUCCCAAACCAGCAUGGGGAUGCGUCACAGAGACCGUUCCACCACUGGUAACACCCUCAAAUCUGGCUUGUGUUCAGCUCUGACAACUUACUUUUUUGGAGCCGAUCUCAAAGGGAAGCUGACAAUCAAAAACUUCUUGGAGUUUCAGCGCAAACUGCAGCAUGACGUUCUGAAGUUAGAGUUUGAACGCCAAGACCCCGUGAACGGCCGGAUCACCGAGCGGCAGUUCGGCGGCAUGCUGUUGGCGUACAGUGGUGUGCAGUCCAAGAAACUGACACUCCUGCAGAAGCAGCUCAAGAAGCACUUCAAGGAUGGAGAAGGGCUGACAUUUGAAGAGGUGGAAAACUUCUUUACUUUUCUGAAGAACAUAAAUGAUGUGGACACUGCACUGAGCUUUUACCAUAUGGCUGGAGCUUCUCUGGAUAAAGCGACAAUGCAGCAAGUGGCCCGGACCGUGGCCAAGGUAGAACUGUCGGACCACGUGUGUGAUGUGGUGUUUGCCCUCUUCGACUGUGAUGGGAACGGGGAGCUGAGCAACAAGGAGUUCGUGUCCAUCAUGAAGCAGCGGCUGAUGAGAGGCCUGGAGAAGCCCAAGGACAUGGGUUUCACCCGGCUCAUGCGGGCCAUGUGGAAGUGCGCUCAGGACACCGCCUGGGACUUCGCUGUGCCCAGGCCGUAAGGGGACAUGGUAGACGGCUCUGCCCACCCUCCUCCCCCUUCCACAGGCCCUCGAAGUGGCAGCCUGCCGAGGAUCUACAGAUGGACCCCCCGAUGGGCCUCAAGCCUGUGGCCACCAGAAAAAUUGAUACCUUCCCUGCCACCGCCUCCCAAGAGGGAGGGACACUACCGCUCCCUCCUCUCCCUUUUCCCUCAGGCCCAGCACUCAGCUGAAAUGGCUCUCACCUCCCUCUGGUUUCUAACUCUUUUCCACCUCUAGGAAAAGCUGACCCAAAGUAAUUAGGGGUCCGUAGGGUAGCCGCUUUCUGCGUCCCAUCCCUGGAUAUGUGCAAAAUCAAGAUCUGCCGGGGGGUGAGGGUCAGAUUGGGCUCCAGAAUGAAGGGAGGAAGGCACGAACAUUUCAUAAAAAGGGUGGGGGUUGGUAGCCCAACUCAGGUUGGCUUUUUUGGCCAGGUGCUGUCAGCUUCCUUGUGAAAACUAACCCAUCGCCCGCCGCCUUCACUUCAUCUUGUGUUUUUAAGAGAGCUUUGUUCGAAGACUCUGGCAGGCCGGAGUGAGUCGGUGAUUUGGGCUACCCUGGUUUUGGUUGGGCCUGCCAAACUAAGGAUGUGUUUUGUGGGGAUAUUAGAAUAGCUAACAGGAGACCUGCAUGCACAUGCAGGGGGAUGUUUAGGUCCAAGCCCAGCUUUCCCAAGAAUUAAGCCCAUCGGGUUCAUAUUUUUUUUUUUAAACCACCUUCCUUUCCUCCUGCACUUUGCCUAGUUGAAUCCUCCAUGCCGCUUGACUUAAUAAGCAGCUCUGAACGAGGUGUCUUUUGCGGGCACGUUUCAGAUCGGAGUCCCCCCCUCUGGGUUGCUUUCCCAUUCAGAGGCCUGGGCUUGAAUCGGUGUGACGGAGCUCACGAACAUUUGUAAAAUAUCGUCUUAAUUAUACUGGUUUGCAACAAAA
Molecule: messenger RNA, 2460 nt
Organism: Tachyglossus aculeatus (Australian echidna)
Lineage: Eukaryota; Metazoa; Chordata; Mammalia; Monotremata; Tachyglossidae
Gene: MICU1
Product: mitochondrial calcium uptake 1
Exons: 14
Coding region: 50-1513 (487 amino acids)
Biological process (GO): mitochondrial calcium ion homeostasis; calcium import into the mitochondrion
Cellular component (GO): uniplex complex
Molecular function (GO): calcium ion binding
Source: RefSeq, a predicted model, not a curated record